Molecule: messenger RNA, 2913 nt
Organism: Rana temporaria (common frog)
Lineage: Eukaryota; Metazoa; Chordata; Amphibia; Anura; Ranidae
Gene: PIGZ
Product: phosphatidylinositol glycan anchor biosynthesis class Z
Exons: 3
Coding region: 290-1975 (561 amino acids)
Biological process (GO): GPI anchor biosynthetic process
Cellular component (GO): endoplasmic reticulum membrane
Molecular function (GO): alpha-1,2-mannosyltransferase activity
Source: RefSeq, a predicted model, not a curated record
UAAAAUCGAGUGUAACUGGAUGCAUCCAUUUUAAAAUAUGUGACAAUUAUUAUGUCAUCAUUCUGCUUAAUUUUAAAUUAAGAAAACAUAAAGGUUAUAUUUACAGCCCAAACAAAUGUAUCAAAUUGUUAAUAUUGGAGUAUUGGAAUAUUGGAGUAUUCUAAGGACCAGUGAUUUGCAAUGGGCACAACACUGCAAACCUGUCUAUGGAAACAGACAUCGAACUGACAGAAGUACCCACUGGCAUACUGUGCCAGCAUAGUCUGAGUAUUAACAUAUUGCAAGAGAAAUGGAAGAUUGGAUGCUGUGGGGAGUUCUAUGUCUUCUUCGGGUGAUUUGGUGCCUUGCUCCACAAAGGGGAUACCUGCAUCCUGAUGAAUUCUUUCAGUCUCCUGAAGUGAUGGCAGGUGACAUUUUGGAUCUGGAUACCAACCGUCCUUGGGAAUUUCUGCCUACCUUUCCCUGCAGGACAGUGCUCAUUCCUCUCCUAACAUCUGGUACUGCCUUCUGGAUUAUUGGAAUACUACAACAGUUGGGAAUUCACACAGCCUUCAGUUAUAGUUACCUUCUUCUAGUGCUUCCACGUCUAGUCAUAACAGUCCUUUCCUUUCUUCUGGACUACACCAUCUAUCAGGUUGCACCAGUCUUUGCUUCGAAUCCAUGGAAGGCAUUGCUCCUCCUAUCCGUGUCCUAUGUAACACUAGUGUUCUACACGAGAACAAUCAGCAAUGCUAUAGAAGGUAUAUUAUUUGCUCUAUUACUGCUCCUUACAUUACCUUCAAGCUGUAACAUCACAUCAAGAUUUAGGGGAUCCAAGGCUCAUCACCUAAUCGGUAUGGUCUUAGCAGCCGGAUUUUUCAACAGACCGACAUUUCUCUGUUUCGCUUUUAUGCCAGUACUUUACUGGGCUUCCCAAAAUGACGUUUCACGAUUCUCAUACACAACCAUCAUAAAUGUAAUCAAGCUAUUACCUAGCACAGUUGUUACCUCCACCAUUUUUAUAGUGUCUGAUACAAUGUACUAUACUGGACAAUAUCCUUUUUCGAUAAACAAUAUGGAAAAUGAUGCUCAUCACCUGAAACAGAAUAUUAUUUUAACUCCUUUUAACUUUCUUUGUUACAAUCUCAAUCCAAACAAUCUUGCACAGCAUGGGACCCACCCUCCCAUAACUCACUUGGCAGUUAAUAGUCUCAUGCUCUUUGGACCCCUCCAUUUAUCGGCAGUGUUCUCUGGCUUUAAUUUAUUAAGGAAACAGAUAUGGCCCAAAUCUAACCCUAAUGACACUGAAUGUGAAGGACCAUCUUCACACAAAGCUAGGUUAUUGCUAUUUUAUUUUGUUCCACUGACAGCUCUGUCAUUAUUUAACCAUCAAGAACCGCGUUUUCUUGUUCCCCUGGUGUUACCCCUGGUUUUAUUAGUUUCCAGUUAUAGCAGAGCUACAAAAAUAAAAUUUAUCUUCAUGUUUAAUAUCCUUGGAGCCCUAUUCUUUGGCUGCCUUCAUCAGGCUGGAUUAAUUCCAAGUUUACUCCACAUACAGCAUAUUUUGCAGUCCACAUCCAGCUCUGGAAACAUCUCACAUCACCAUACAAUACUAUUCACACAUACAUACAUGCCUCCUCAUUACUUGUUAAACUUAAGAAAAGGCCAAACAUCAGUGGACAUUAUUGAUCUUGCCGGAUUCGUUGAAGACCAACUGUGCCAAAAGCUACAAGACAUACAAGAAGAUCUUACUCACAGAGAUACACAACUGCUAGGCGCAACCAGCCAUGAUUUUAUAAUUGUGCUUCCUGGCACUAUUAUUUCAAUAAUAGAUAGCUGUGGCUUGGUCUAUAAAUCUGACACUUGGUUUAUACCACAUUUAUCUAUGGAAGAUCCUCCCACAAUCUCCCACUUGCUUAAAGGUAAUAUCAUGCGUUACCUAGCCCUGCAUGUAAUUGAAUUGGAGGUGCCUACAGUAAGGUGGUGGAAGAGGUGAUGUAUGCUACGCAGGGCUUUCUUCCCUCAGAGAAUAGAUGGAGGUACCCCACCCCUGGGUCACCCUCGUCUCCGAUCCCUACUGACCUCCCAGCACUGCCACUUGUCUAUGUUUCUACCCACAUCCCAGCAACAGUAGUUUUCCCCCAACAGCAACAAUAAUUCACCAUGCAGAAACAUUUAAUCCCCAAAAGGCAACAAUAAAUCCCCCAGCAGCAAUAGUAAUUCCCCCUGCAGCAAUAAUAAAUCCCUCAGCAGCAAUAAUAACUGCCCCAGCAGCAAUAUUAAAUCCCCCCGCAGCAAUAUUAUAUCCCCCAGCAGCAAUAAUUAAUUUCUAACAGCAACAAUAAAUCCCCCAGCAGAAACAAUACAGAAUGAGGCAGUGAGAAAUAGGCAACAUACAGCAUGAUAUACAGAAGUAGGUGGUGCAUAAAAGGAAAUGUACAGCAUGGCAUAUGGAAUGAGGUGGUGCGGAAUAGGGAACAUACAGCAUGCCAUAGAGAAAGAGGUGGCGUGGAAUAGGGAAUGUACAACUUUCGAAUGAGGAGGUGCGGAAUAGAGAAUGUAAAGCAUGGCAUAUGGAAUGAGGUGGUGUGGAAUCAGGAAAAGAGAGCAUGGCAUAUGGAAUGAGGCGGGCUGGGAUCAGGAAUGUACAGCAUGGCAUAUGGAGUGACACGGUGUGAAAUAGGCAACGUACAACAUGGCACAUGUACUGAGGUGGUGUAGAGCAGGGAAAGUACAGCACAACAUACUGAAUAAGAUGGUGCGGAAUAGGGAAUGUACAGCAAAACACACAGUAUGGUGCAGAAUAGGGAAAGUAUAGCAUGAUAUAUGGAAUGAAGCAGUGCUAUGGAGAAAAGGGGGGCAGAGGACACUACUGUGUGUGUGUGGGGAGGCAAUGUGAAGUGGGCAGGACCACCCCCAUAGCAGUGUCCUCUA